AUGAAGCUCCUCGCAUCCACCGUCCUGUUGGGCGCUGCCUCGGCAGCUAUCACGAAGCAGCAGCAGAUCCUCAAGAACCCUUUGGAGGGACAGAACCCUCUCAAGGAUGCUGCUAAGCCAAUCGCCAAUGCCUGGUCGAAGUCCCUCAACCAUCUCGCAGAGUCGAUGAGUGAGAUGACUGCUGAGGCAAAGGCCAUCUGGGAUGAGGUCACAAUGUACUUCCCAGAAGAGAUGGAGAAGGCAUCCUUCUUCUCAGCACCAAAGCCACACACAAAGAAGCCAGACAAUACCUGGGACUAUGUUGUCAAGGGUUCUGAUAUCCAGAGCGUUUGGGUCGAGAACGCCAACGGAGAGAAGGAGAGAGAGAUUGAUGGAAAGCUGGAGUCAUACAAGCUGCGGGCCAAGCAUGUUGACCCUUCGAAGCUUGGUGUUGAUACCGUCAAGCAGUACAGUGGUUAUCUUGAUGAUGACGAAAAUGACAAGCAUCUGUUUUAUUGGUUCUUUGAAUCUCGCAAUGACCCAAAGAACGACCCCGUAAUCUUGUGGCUCAACGGUGGACCAGGAUGCUCUUCUCUUACUGGCUUGUUCCUCGAACUUGGCCCAUCUUCCAUCGACAAGAACCUCAAGCUUCACAGCAACCCAUACUCCUGGAACGCCAAUGCUUCAGUCAUCUUCCUUGACCAACCAGUCAAUGUUGGUUAUUCCUACAGUGGUGGAUCCGUCAGCAACACCAUUGCUGCUGGAAAGGACGUUUACGCUCUCCUUACCCUGUUCUUCAAGCAAUUUCCCGAGUACGCGAAGCAAGACUUCCACAUUGCCGGAGAGUCUUACGCUGGCCACUACAUCCCAGUCUUCACCUCUGAGAUUCUCGCACACAAGAAGCGUAAUAUUAACUUGAAGUCUGUUCUCAUUGGCAAUGGUUUGACCGAUGGCCUUACUCAAUAUGAGUACUAUAAGCCAAUGGCCUGCGGAAAGGGUGGAUACCCAGCUGUUCUCGACGAGAGCGAGUGCCAGGCUAUGGAGAAUGCUCUUCCCCGCUGUCAAAGCAUGAUCCAAGCCUGUUAUGAUAGCGAGAGUGUCUGGUCUUGCGUCCCUGCCAGCAUCUACUGUAACAACGCUAUGAUUGGCCCAUACCAAAGAACUGGCCAAAAUGUUUAUGAUAUCCGUGGACAAUGCGAGGAUUCCAACAACCUUUGCUACUCCGCUCUCGGCUGGAUCAGCGAAUUCUUGAACAAGGCUGAUGUCCAAAAGGAGCUUGGCGUUGAGGUCAGCAGCUACGACAGCUGUAACUUCGAUAUCAACCGAAACUUCCUCUUCCAAGGUGACUGGAUGCAACCCUUCCACCGUCUCGUCCCAGGCAUCCUUGAGCAAAUCCCAGUUUUGAUUUACGCCGGUGAUGCUGAUUUCAUCUGCAACUGGCUCGGUAACCAGGCCUGGACCGAGGCUCUUGAGUGGCCAGGACAGAAAGACUUCAACAAGGCCAGUAUCAAGGACAUCAAGCUUGACAACGGUGACAAGUACGGAAAGAUCAAGAACAGCGGCAAUUUCACCUUCCUCCAGAUCUUCGGUGCUGGCCACAUGGUUCCCAUGGAUCAGCCAGAGGCAUCAUUGGAUUUCCUCAACAGAUGGGUUGGUGGAGAGUGGUUCUAG
Cadophora gregata is the source of this 1650-nucleotide messenger RNA. RefSeq lists its product as uncharacterized. Gene Ontology annotation, molecular function: serine-type carboxypeptidase activity. Gene Ontology annotation, cellular component: fungal-type vacuole. Lineage: Eukaryota; Fungi; Ascomycota; Leotiomycetes; Helotiales; Ploettnerulaceae. Bases 1 to 1650 code for a protein of 549 amino acids. Gene Ontology annotation, biological process: proteolysis. The record is from RefSeq and is a predicted model, not a curated record. The transcript is spliced from 2 exons.